CCAUUUCUCCACCAUCACCUCCAAAUUCCAACGGCCUUCUUCCCCUUCUUCUUCUUCUUCAACUGCUCUUCUUCUUCUUCAACUGAUGAUGGAAUCCACUGAUUUCCCCUUCCUCAAUCACGAAUUCGACUACACCCACCUGCUCAACCUCUUCCAGGACGCGGAGAAUCUCGGAGGCGCCGGCGGCGGGAACUUCUCGGGCCCCUUCAAGCGGCAGCGCACCAGUGAAGAGACGUCAGAGGACGACGAAGUCGGUGGCGACAGCUUCGAGGCGGCGGCUGAUGGAAGCACACUGAGGGAAGUGCUCGCUUCGUUCAUGCUUAUCGAGGAGAAGGCGAGGGAGGACAACGAGAAGUGGGCAUUCGACUUCCAGGAAGAGAAGUCCCUCUUCGAUUUGAAUCCCCGGAAGAGAGCUCCAUCUAUCAACGAUUACUACCAAACCCAGUUGGAUUCCUACUGCAUCGAUCAAUUGAGCGAGUCCCCGGCCCGCAGGUCCGCUUCUCUGGCGGCGGCAGGGGCGACAAUGGUGGUGUCCGCGGACAACAGUCCGAAGGGGGAUAGAGGAGAGAGAUCCGGGAACCCAACGCGGAGGCUCUGGGUCAAGGACCGAUCCAAGGACUGGUGGGAACAGGUGAAUAGCCCCAACUUCCCUGAUUCCGAGUUCAAGCGGGCGUUCCGGAUGAGCCGUGCCACGUUCAACUUGAUCUGCGACGAGCUCGACCCGGCUAUCACGAAGAAGAACACGACCCUGCGCGAAGCAAUCCCGGUCCAUCAGCGGGUCGCGGUUUGCAUUUGGAGGCUGGCAACCGGUGAGCCCCUGAGGCUGGUCUCGAAGAAGUUCGGGCUCGGGAUCUCAACUUGCCAUAAGCUUGUGCUAGAGGUCUGCAACGCAAUUCGGGAUAUACUCCUGCCCAAAUUCGUCCAGUGGCCCGGCGAUGACAGGCUGAAUUUGAUCAAGAGCGAGUUCGAGGCGCUCUCGGGGAUUCCCAACAUCGGCGGAUCAAUGUACACGACUCACAUCCCAAUCAUAGCCCCGAAAUCCGGGGUCUCAGCCUACUACAACAAGAGGCAUACAGAGAGGAACCAGAAGACCUCGUAUUCGGUGACAGUCCAAGGAGUCAUGGACCACAGGGGAGUGUUCACGGACGUUUCGAUCGGGUGGCCCGGCUCAUAUUCUGAUGACCAGGUCCUGGAGAGAUCGACUUUAUUCAAGAAGGCGAGCUCCGGGCUCUUGCAGGACACCUUCGUUGCAGGUAACACAGGUUACCCGUUAAUGGACUGGGUUCUGGUGCCGUACUCGCACAAGAACCUGACGUGGACGCAGCACGCGUUCAACGAGAAGCUCGAGGAGGCCCUGAAUGUGAGCAAGGAGGCCUUCUGCAGGCUAAAAGGCAGGUGGGCUUGUCUGCAGAAGAGGACUGAGGUGAAGCUCCAGGACUUGCCCGUGAUCUUAGGGGCUUGCUGCGUCUUGCACAAUGUGUGUGAGAUCAAGGGCGAGGAGGUGGGGCCCGAGCUGAGGUUCGAGGUCUUGGACGAUGAGGUCAUCCCGGAGAACAGCAUUCGGGGUUCCCCCAGGACCGCGCAGGCCAGAGACCAGAUUGCUCACAAUAUAUUCCACCAUGGACAUGGCACUGCUUUCUUGUAGGAGUUACCGUGGCAAAUUCAUCUUCCCGUCUGGACCGAUUCGGUUUUCCAUACUGUUCGGACAUUUUUGCCUUUUUUUACGAUGUCGAUGUCGAUUCUUUCUAGCUUGAGUUUUCUUCAGGACUACAUAGUUGUACUUGUACAUGCCCUGCCUGUAGAGACGAUAUUAAUAUUAAUAUAUACACGUACAUUUUUCACGAAA
Molecule: messenger RNA, 1846 nt
Organism: Punica granatum (pomegranate)
Lineage: Eukaryota; Viridiplantae; Streptophyta; Magnoliopsida; Myrtales; Lythraceae
Source: RefSeq, a predicted model, not a curated record